Messenger RNA from Clonostachys rhizophaga, 2547 nucleotides. The record is from the annotation of a GenBank genome assembly. Lineage: Eukaryota; Fungi; Ascomycota; Sordariomycetes; Hypocreales; Bionectriaceae.
AUGGAUUCUGGUACAACCGAUAUGAAUGGUACAGAAGCGGAUCCCAACCUCUUUCUGUUCAGUGACACCAGGAGGGAGCACGCAAAACAAUUCCUUGAGGAUCUACACUCCUGCGAGAAUGAGCCGACGAGGCAGAGGCUGUGCCAAGAGAAACGCGACGAGCUAUUGGCUCAGAAGCACGACUUGAAGGCUGAAUUUGCAUUCUACAAGUCGGUUUUUGUGAGAUGGAUCCAGUACGGCGUCUCUGAGCACGGUCCGGAGUGGAGGGAAUUCGCCACAGCCGCAAACGAAGGCGCCGAUAAUCAGACGCGAUGUGCCAAGGAGCUCAAGAAGGCAGCGAGCUACUGGGGCGAGGACAUUGUUCAAAAUUAUGUUGAAGGUCGUGGGGUUAGUUUUGCCAUACGGCUCGCCCUUGUGGCCAAGGUCCAUCAGGACUUCCAGACACAGGCCUUACCCAGACUCCAACAGCUCAUCCGUCGGCGUAUCCUGCUUGACAGGCGCAACUUCAAGCACGCCCUUGAGCGCAUCGAUCUUAUCAACGCAAAAUUAUGGACAUCAGAUGCUUCAUAUGUGAAGUUGAACGAUCACGAGAAAAUCGAGCUCCCCUUUUCAAAUUUGAAAUCAAGCGAGCUACCAAACGGUUAUGUCUUCGAUCUCCACGGUCUUAUUGUACCCGGGCAACCUACAGUCGAGUUGUCGAAGGCUCUCCACACGACAGAUCCGGGAUCACUGGGCGAAAAUUGCAUCUCCAACGAAAGGACAGUCAAUAGAUCGAGAAGAACUGAUGCAGGUUCAUACGAUAUCAUAUUGUGUCCCGACCAAUCUAACGCAAGUUCGCUUGUGAGGUGUAGUAGCGGCGACGCCCAUGAACACAACCAGCCCUCUAGCAUCUUGGAGACCACGAAAAUCGUGGGUAGCGUACCUACCAGCCAAGGUGAGGGGCCAGUCCAGCCCGGGAUCUCCCGUGCUUGUGUCACCAUAAGCAACAGCAAUGAUAGUCCGGACGCAAGCUCGGCACCCACCAACCUAUCCAGUAAUGGUCCAGUUAUGCAGAGUGCAGUUCACUCUCCAACCUGCAUUAAGGACCCCGCGACCCAAGUUCCCCUCGAAAGAACAGCCCAGACAGUAGAAUCCCGAAGAUCAAGCCGCAUCGCAGCCGGUAAGCAAGCCGUGUACGAGUCGGCGGCAACGACGCUACGAAGGACCAGCCGCACCACCAAGACCAAGACCCCGAAUAGCGAAAAUCGAAAUAAUCAACCAAAAGCGAACGAACCGAGUUCGGAUACUCAGUCAGAGCAGCAGCAGUAUGGCUUGGCUCUGGCACGAAUCAGUCAGCUUGCUGGGGAGCUUGAUAAAUGUAGCUCGCUGGACGAGGUGCCAGUUGCUCCGGACAAGCGACGUGCAACAUCGGUACCGCUAGACGUUGACAAGACACACAAGCGGCUUCGCGACCAGACGGUCAUCGGCCCUCGUGGCUUCUGCCCUGACGCGUUGCCCCAGUGCGACUCUGUCUCUGAUCAGGUGUAUCUCGCCCAAGCUGUCAGCGAGGUGUCCGAGAGGGCCAAAGACGCGUCCGGCAGCCGUGGUGCUCGAACUGCAGCAUGUCUGCUCCCCAUCUUGAAGAACUGUAAACACCCGAACACAGAUGCAAAUUGCGGAGCGUUGGACCUCCAUCUGAUGAGUGGAAUCAGAGCUAAGAAAUUCCUCGACUCCAAUACACCCGAUGUCCCACUCAUCACAGAGGGGCAACAGGUCUUCGAAUGGGACAAUCGAGAGAAAGCCAUUGCUGAAUUUCUUGAAUGGAUUGGGGAUGACGAUAAAACUGUCUCGGUCCAGAUUCCGUCCCUCAAGGCUGAUAGCUGCUCCUGUGAGAUACACGACCUGGGACAAGUCCGAAGUCGAUUUCUCUCGUCAAAUAAUGAGGAUGACCCAUGGAAUGUCCUUGACUGCAGCUGCCCAGUGCCUUCCACCCUUCCAUCCUUUUUGGCCGGAAGAAAUUGCCAGCUUCUUGGCCGAAUACGGGAUCAAGUACUGAAUGGCCGCAGUGCUGAAAGGGCGCAGGUAUCUAGGGAUGAUUGGUCAGAGUGGAAAGACAUCGAAUACUGGGCACUUUUGUCUGAAGGGGGGCAUUGCACAGCACCGCAUAUGGACAGCCAUGGCCUUGCGACGUGGAUAACUGUUCAGCAGGGCUGUUUCGGUUUUGUAUGGAUGUCGCGCCCAACCAGGGAUCAGCGCAGAGAGUGGAUGAUGGAUGUAGAACACUACGAAGACGAUCAGAGAUGGCGCUAUUGGAUUCUUAAACCCGGCCAGACCGUCUACUUUCCAUCCGGAACAAUCCACGGCGUAUUCCGUCUUCGAGGAGAGCAGACACUCGCGCUCGGCGGGCAUAUCCUCCAAUGGUCCGGAAUCAAUCAAUGGGUGGAUGUGUUCCAUGAGCAGGUCAGAUACCCAAACUCCACUAAUGAAGAUAUGGAAUUUCCCUCAAGGUGGUUUUCGGCUACGGAGCGGCUUGUCCGGAAUAGGUUGGGGCAGAGUACGAGAGAUUGA